AACAACAAUCUGCAUGUAUUAUGUGUCCGGAGGAUGAGCAGACGAGUUCAGCCUGUGGUCCCAGCUCCCCCAGGUUGGGUGUGACUCUGACCUGUGGGGACCCUGACAACUCUCAUGCAUCAACAAAGAAAAUCUGGACUAGCAGUGGUCUCAACAAAACCCCAGAGGUGGAAAUCCACUGUCCAUGCAGUCCACACAGUCCAUGCAAUCUAUCUAUCCCCGGGAACAACAACAAAGGAUUUGGAUCUUUUGUGAAGAGACUGACAGAUGCUGAAGCUGCGAUCGUCUCUGCAGCCGCACAGCUUGUGUCUUUCAAAGAUAUAUUGAAAGAUGCAAGAUCAUCUACAGCCAACAAGCAGCGGGUUGCCAAGCAGAGAGGACUUUUGUUGCAGAAGAUGGAGGACUUCCGGCAAAUCAACAAGGACGUGCGGCAAAAACUGAACCAGCUACUGGAGGAAGAGAUGGAUCAGAUUAACGCAGGCACCAAGAUUGAUGCUUUGCUGAAUAAGAUCUUGCAAGCUGAGCAUGAAAUUGAGCUUCUAAAAGGCGACCUGAGUGUAGCAGAAAAAAGAGCAGAAGAGCUUAUGAGUCUACAGCAACAAGAGCAGGAGAACAUUAAGAGUGCUCUUAACAUGGCCAAGUCCGCUGAGGCCAAUCGCGCUCGUACACAGGGGCAGCUACGCAGCAAGGAGGCUGAUAACAAUCGACUGACGGUGCAAGUAAAGACUCUUGAGCGAGCCCAAACCCAACACAAGGCGGAGAUAGAGGAGUUGAAAGUGUCCUUAGCCUCUCUGACAGAGCAGAGCUCACAGGAGAAAGAGGCCUUGAAGAAAGCUUCGCGAGCACACAAGCAGAGAGCCGAGCGAUUCGAGGUCGGCCUUGACAAAUGCUUCUUCCAUCUGAAGGAAAAGGAUGUGCAGCUGAAAGUUUUCCAGCAAGAGAAGGAAACAUGGAUGCGGGAAAAGGAGCAGCUGAGUGAAGAGAACCACAAACUCGCCGCUCAUGUGGAGUUCCUGCAAAGACAAGCCAGCGACCUUGAGCUAAAGCUGCAGGUGGACGUAGAGAGGCAGACGACCACGGCGGUGUCGCACGGAAAAACGAUGGAGGUGUUGAAGCUGAGGGAAAAGGAAAUAGACAGAGAGAUGGAGGGGGAGAUGCUGAAAGGGAGGGAAAUGGAGAUUCAGAGGGAGAAGGAAAGAGAAAAAGAAUGGGACAGGGAGAAGGAAAGAAAAGAGCUGGAGAUCCAGAAGAAGGAAUGGGACAGGGAGAAGGAAAGAAAGGUGGUGGAAAGGCUGAGGGAAUGGGACAGGGAAAAGGAAAGAAAAGAGCUGGAGAUCCAGAAGGAGAAUGAAUGGGCCAAGAAGAAGGAAAGAAAAGAGCUCGAGAUCCAGAAGGAGAAGGAAAUAAGGGAGGUGGAGAGGCUGGAGGAAUCUGACAGGGAAAAGGAAAGACAGGAGUUGGAGAUACAAAAGGAGAAGGAAUGGGCCAGGGAGAAGGAAAGAAAAGAGCUGGAUAUCCAGAAGGAGAAGGAAAUAAGGGAGGUGGAGAGGCUGGAGGAAUCUGACAGGGAAAAGGAAAGACAGGAGAUCCAGAAGAAGGAAUGGGAGAGGGAGAAGGAAAGAAAAGAGCUGGAGAGGCUGAAGGAAUCUGACAGGGAGAAGGAAAGAAAAGAGCUGGAGAUCCAGAAGAAGGAAUGGGAGAGGGAGAAGGAAAGAAGGGAGGUGGAGACGCUGAAGCAAUCUGACUUGGAAAAGGAAAGAAACGAGUUGGCGACCCAGAAGAAGGAAUGGGAGAGGGAGAAGGAAAGAAUGGAGGUGGAGAGGCUGAAGGAAUCUGACUGGGAAAAGGAAAGGAAAGAGCUGGAGUUUCAGAAGAAGGAAUGGGAGAGGGAGAAGGAAAGAAGGGAGGUGGAGAGGCUGAAGGAAUCUGACUUAGAAAAGGAAAGAAAAGAGUUGGAGACCCAGAAGAAGGAAUGGGAGAGGGAGAAGGAAAGAAUGGAGAUGGAGAGGCUGAAGGAAUCUGACUGGGAAAAGGAAAGAGAACAGCUGGAGAUCCAGAAGAAGGAAUGGGAGAGGGAGAAGGAAAGAAUGGAGGUGGAGAGGCUGAAGGAAUCUGACAGGGGAAAGGAAAGAGAAGAGCUAGAGAUCCAGAAGAAGGAAUGGGAGAGGGAGAAGGAAAGAAGGGAGGUGGAGAGGCUGAAGGAAUGGGACAGGGAGAAGGAAAGAAAAGAGCUGGGGAUCCAGAAGGAGAAGGAAUGGGACUGGGAGAAGGAAAAAAAGGCGAUGGAGAAGGAAUGGUACAGAGAGAAUGAAAGUAAAAAGGAGGUAGAGAAGAAGGACGAGGCCCCUGCAGUAGAAGUGGAAAUGGAACAACUCACAGAGGAAAACCAGCACUACAGCAAUGCAACGCUCAAGGUCUUGGCCCAGUUUGAGGAUAAGCUUGCUGAAUGCGAGGCGGCCCUGGUUCAAGAGAAGAUUGCAUCGCGAGAGAAGGACGGCAAAGUUGAAGAGUAUCAAAUUCAGGUUGCAGAGCUUGAAGCGGACUUAUGUAAUACAAAGCUCCAAUGUAAAAAUCUGGCACAAGACAUUGAGAUACUGCAAGCUGCAGAGGAGGCAAAGGUUGAUAAGGUGAGGCAGGAGCUGCAGGGUCGCGUGGAGGAACUGAGAGCAGCUGAAGGCAAGCUCUUGAACUGCCAGGAAAAGCUGGAAUGCUCAGAGUGGAAGUGCUCAGCACAGUCCGAGACCAUUCGGCAGCUGCAGUUUGAGGUGGAGACUCAAGGGAAUUUUAUGAGAUCAACUGUGGAGCUGAAAGAGUCUGCAGAAAAGGCGAGUGCAAGGCUGCAAGAGCAAGUGGACGUCCUUCAAAGGAGGGUAGACGAGUUGCGUGAAACAAAGCUGGAGCUUGAUGAGAAGCUCAAGGCCAAGGAGGCAGCUCUCUGCCACAGUAACCAGCAGCUGGAACAACGCACGUCCGAAUGCAAGGCUCUCAACCAGCAGCUGGAUCAACGCUCUGUGGAGUGCGAGGCUUUCAGUCAGCAGAUUACAAAGUUUAAAGAGCAAGCGUUAUCCAAAGAAGAGGACCUACAGAACACCAUCCACGAGCAUGAAGCAGAGAAGAAGAGAAUAGAUCAUGAGUUGAAGCUUCUCCGACAGAGCAAGUGCUCGGCAGAAAAGCAGUUUGAGGUGCGUCUGAAACAGCUACAGCUAAGUCUGGACCAGUGCGAGAGCCACAAGAAGAGCAUGCAGAACUACGUCAACUUCCUCAAGAAUUCUUAUCUCCUCAUAUUUGAAGAUCAAAUAUCCACUUUUUGGUCUUCUGGUUUUCUAAAAUGAGGGUUUAUUUAUUUCAUUAUUCUUGGGUCAGGCAUCUCAGUGUGGAGUUUGCAUGUGUGGGCUUUCUCCGGGUACUCCGGUUUCCUCCCACAUCCCAAAAACAUGCUAAGUUAAUUGGUGACUCCGAAUUAUCGAUAGGUAUGAAUGGGAGUGUGAAUGGUUGUUUGUCUAUAUGUGCCCUGUGAUUGGUUGGCGACCAGUCCAGGGUGUACCCUGCAUACUCAUGACCCUAAUGAGGAUAAGAGGUAUACAAAAUGGAUGGAUGGGUUUAAUUAUGUGUUGUUUUUUUAAGGACUGUAUUUAUUAUGCACUUUGGAGAAAAUGUGAUUGAAUAAAUUAU
Doryrhamphus excisus (bluestripe pipefish) is the source of this 3672-nucleotide messenger RNA. Lineage: Eukaryota; Metazoa; Chordata; Actinopteri; Syngnathiformes; Syngnathidae. The record is from RefSeq and is a predicted model, not a curated record.